GCAAAGGGACGGCUGUGCCAGCCGUGCUCGGGCAGGCUCCUGGCAGCAUGGCAGAGAAGCUCGGGGCGCUCCUGCUGGCCCUUGUUCUCAGCCUGGCACAGCCAGCCCCGGCCCGCCGGAAGCUCCUGGUGUUUCUGCUGGAUGGUUUUCGCUCUGACUACAUCAGUGAUGAGGUCCUGGAGUCCUUGCCUGGUUUCAGGGAGAUUGUGAGCAGGGGGGUGAAAGCGGAUUACUUGACCCCAGACUUUCCCAGUCUCUCGUACCCCAAUUACUACAGCCUAAUGACUGGUCGCCAUUGUGAGGUCCAUCAGAUGAUCGGGAACUACAUGUGGGACCCCGCCACCAACAAGUCAUUUGACAUAGGGGUCAACAGAGACAGCCUGAUGCCUCUCUGGUGGAAUGGAUCAGAACCUCUGUGGAUCACUCUGACCAAGGCCAAAAGGAAGGUCUACAUGUACUACUGGCCAGGCUGUGAGGUUGAGAUUCUUGGUGUCAGACCUACUUACUGCCUAGAAUAUAAAAAUGUCCCAACGGAUAUCAAUUUUGCCAAUGCAGUCAGCGAUGCUCUUGACUUCUUCAAGAGCGGCCAGGCGGACCUGGUGGCCAUCUACUACGAGCGCAUCGAUGUGGAAGGCCACCACUAUGGGCCCUCGUCGCCACAGAGGAAAGAAGCCCUGAGGGCCGUGGACACCGUCCUGAAGUACAUGACCACGUGGAUCCAGGAGCGCGAGCUGCAGGACGACCUCAACGUCAUCAUCUUCUCAGAUCACGGGAUGACUGACAUUUUCUGGAUGGACAAAGUGAUUGAGCUGGAUAAGUACAUCAGCCUCCAUGACCUGCAGCAGGUGAAGGACCGAGGGCCGGUUGUGAGCCUGUGGCCGGCGCCCGGGAAGCAUUCUGAGAUAUAUAACAAAUUGAGAACAGUGGAGCACAUGACUGUCUACAAGAAAGAGGCCAUCCCGAGCAGGUUCUACUACAAGAAAGGGAGAUUUGUCUCUCCUUUGACCUUAGUGGCCGAUGAAGGAUGGUUCAUAACUGAGAAUCGAGAGACGCUUCCAUUCUGGAUGAACAGCACUGACAAGAGGCAAGGCUGGCAGCGCGGAUGGCACGGAUACGACAACGAGCUCAGGGACAUGCGGGGCAUCUUCCUGGCCUUCGGACCCGAUUUCAAAUCCAACUUCAGAGCCGCUCCCAUCAGAUCCGUGGAUGUCUACAACGUCAUGUGCAACGUGGCAGGCGUCGCCCCCCUGCCCAACAACGGGUCCUGGUCCCGGGUGACAUGCAUGCUGAAGGACCCGGCCAGCUCGGCCCUGGCUGCGCGGCCGGGCGCCUGCACGUUGGCCUUGGCGCUGCUGGCGCUGCUGUCCUGAACUGCUAGCGCGGUGUGUGCCGUGCCCCACGGGGGAGGCCUGGCCGCCUCCUAUUUCACUAAUAGCUUCGUCAGUUCAGUCAAGGCCAUACAAUUGUAAAUGUAUUAGUCUUGGAUGGUUCUAUACAUAAAAGUCCCUAUUUCUUAAAAAAACAAAAACAAAACCCCUUUGCUUUUUCCGGAGGUAAGGAAACUCCUAGCUUUUCAUUUGUUCAACUAUAGGUUAUUUUCUCCUUGCGUUCCACGUACUCAGAUGAACUAAGCAGGGCGUCCCCCUGUAGCGACCAGACCUUGGGCGGGUAUUCCAUGGAAUCCUGGCCCCUCUCUGUCCUGCUCUGCACAAAGCAGGCCCUUGUCUGUGCCCUGUCUAAACCCCGGAGCCACCCUCAGGGUCUACGGCCACCAUCCCAUACUGCUCCUUCCGUCUGGGACAAAGGAGGCCCAUGUGAAGCAGUAGCUGCUAUUUCUAACUCAGCUCGUGGGGUUUCUUCACCUUAUACAAAGUCCCAGAAAGGGCAUAUCUGAGCUUGGCUCACCCAGCAAUAAAAAUCAAUGGGAACUGCAGAAUUCAUGGAACAAAUUGAAAGACAUGCGUUCCUUCCCAAAGUCCGAGUGCACGAAAGUUUCUCCCUGCCUGAAGGAGCAGAAGAGUUUCCAAUAGAUACGGGCUUCUGUGAGCCUCCCUGUAGCGUAUCGUGGUGUGAACAUGCACACGGCAGGCGCUGGAUUGCCUGUGGGAAGGCUCACUCAGAGGCUGCCUCUCUUUGGAAACCCGUACAGAGUGUAGACACUAGCGACCCCUGACAUCAUCACAGGCGGGGAAAGGGGUGUCUGGCUGAUGAUGGUGUGGACAUACUUAAAGAAAUCUCACGUCAUUGCUUGAAAUGGUGAUGCAAUUAAGCGUAAGUUUGAUGCACCAGUGUCCUGGAGCACUGCUUAUUCAACAACCACAGCAAAGCGGACCCCUGAGUGACCCAGAAUUCCAAGGAAAAUGGUGGGGCACGGGGAAUGGCGGCCACAUGAUGGAGUCAAAUCCCAGUCACUAACCACUUAGCCACUGGAUUAGGAAACAGUCUGGUCAAAGCGCCGCCUCAGAGACCUUAAGAAACCUCGAAGAAGAGGCACUGAGCCUGAGAUGAAAUGUUUUUAGUUUAGUCUUCUAAGUUUGCUGUAGGAGCUCUUGUUGCAAAACAAGGGAUAACUGCAUUUCUAUAUGAUCAGAGUCAUAUACAUAUAUCAUCGCAUUAAAAAUGAGUUUGCACUAAAUGAGGCACAUCUGCAAAUGAGGCUUUUUGUCAGGAAAGGGCAAAAGAUCAGGUCUCGUCAGGACGAUGAAGCCCUCAUGUGUUGUUUACCUUGAAAAAUGAAAAUGUAUGCUCCCCCUGAUUCAACAAGGUUGGGAACCGUUCCUGGGCCUUGAAUCAUGAGAGCAAAGGAUCACUGCUGAAAAAUACCUAAUUUACCUUCACAGAAGAUUUCUAAGGAUUUAUGUAAUGGGUUUUAAAGUGCCAGCAGACCAUCGAAUCAACGGGGAGGCAAAUCAGCCUUUGUGCCCUGGCCAGAAGCCAAUUAGUGCUUUCGGAACAUUGGUGCGGGUAGUUGCAAUAGGCAUCUAUUGUUCACAGGUUUCCUUCUCCUUAAAGGACUGGGUUCUAAUGAGUCCAGUGCAGCCCACUGUGCUCCCUUGUGAAGGAAGGAGACCUAAAAGAAACCCAGUGAUCCCACAGGGGUACAAACAGACACACAGCCUCGGAUUUGUCCUUCCUGCCCUGUUCUACCAAUUUUUCCCCUCCCUCGUCCUUCACAUCUUCAAGUUCCAUAAUAAAAUUUCAGAUAUUCGUCUGACAAAGUAUAGUUGCUCAAUAAGUAGUCUUGAAUAGAUAAAUGAGAGUAAGGUACUUUUGGAAUCAUGACUAUUGGUAAAUAAUAAAGAAAAUUCAGACACUGAAUGGAGAAAAAACCUUUUUACCUAAAGCAAUGCAUAUAUUUUAGUGGCUUAAUUAUUUGGCUAGAAUUUUUUCUUUUGAUGUUUGUUUUAAAGGUAUGUUAUUUUCCCAAGGAAAAUUCUACUUCCUCUAAACGCAUUUUGUCCCAUCGGAACAAUACCCGCUAGGACGAUACACGCACCUUGUCUCCUGGAUUAUUUUCCCACUUCAUUGCUAAUUCCAGGAGGAAGGUAAUUGGACUGACCUGCAAAUGCCGAAGACAGAUGAAAGGAAUGAUCUUUAAAUGAAGGAUAAGAUGAAUGGCUACUUUCCCUGCCCACAGGCCUAAUGGCCAGAACCCAAUUCACUUAACUUCUGAAGACUUAAACAUGAAUAAGAGCAGGCCCAGGGAAUUCUUUCUAGCCGUCAAGAGCCCAGACUUGGGCUCAAGUCCCAACUCUCUUUACUUUUAAAUGGCUCUUGGAAAUCCACAGCAGGUCUGAAUUCAGCCACAGACAGCAGUUUGCAAACUUGCUGGGACUGCAGGCGUCAUCUGGCCCUCUUCCAGAGACGCAGGUUCAGAGGAUCUGGCAUGGACACGACACUUCUAAGUCACGUGACUCUAAGGUCUGGAUUUGCUCUCAGGAGAGACGGGUUCUGAUUUGACCUUGGUAGACCUGAGCCUCCUGACAGCAACUUCGUAAUCUGCCAGUUAUUUUCAGGAGCCAUCAGGCUGGCAUUGGCUACUGGUCCCAGCUGGGUCAGGUUUCCACCCUUCUUAAGCCAAAGCGGGUCUGUAAGCCCCAGUGACGGAGAGGCUUCUCCACACCCAAGUCCCUGUGAGUGUAAGAUCCCCAGCGGUGCUACCAGACAAACUCACUGUUCAAGACACACAGCUCUUCUAUGAAUUUUCUGUGAAAGUGUUUUACGUUUCUGUAAAUAUCAAGAGAUUUCCAAAUGUGAUAGUGUGUUUAAUCUUUGUAAGCAAUCUGUGAUAGACCAAAGUCAGCUCUUGAAAACUACUUACUAGGAGGACGGGAGACGGUAGCCUUGACAGCCUGGUUAUAAAACGUGGGAAACUUGGUCUCAGGUCUCUGCUAUGGAAGUUAUACUUACGUGUUGCUUUGAAAUCAUAAAAUAGCACCUAGUGCGGUGCCUCAAAUGUUUCAUGAAUGUCCCAUAAAUAUGUGUUGAAUGAGAAAAAGAAUGAAUAUCACUUGCUUACACAGCAGAUAUUCUCUCUCUUUGUCUGCAGUUCCUCCAAUUAAACAAACCUUUCCGUU
Molecule: messenger RNA, 4577 nt
Organism: Lagenorhynchus albirostris (white-beaked dolphin)
Lineage: Eukaryota; Metazoa; Chordata; Mammalia; Artiodactyla; Delphinidae
Gene: ENPP6
Product: ectonucleotide pyrophosphatase/phosphodiesterase 6
Exons: 8
Coding region: 48-1370 (440 amino acids)
Source: RefSeq, a predicted model, not a curated record